Messenger RNA from Anolis sagrei ordinatus, 1815 nucleotides. The record is from RefSeq and is a predicted model, not a curated record. NCBI's taxonomy places the organism in Eukaryota, Metazoa, Chordata, Lepidosauria, Squamata, Anolidae.
AUGGUCACUAUAGAAGUAGGGGACCAGCAAGUUGACUUUUUAGUGGACACUGGGAUAAAACGAUCAGUGGUGAACAAACUUAUUGGUCCUACCAGCGCAAAAGUCACCAAAGUGGUGGGGCUGUCAGGAAAAAUUCAGAAAUGCCCUUUUCUACAGGAACAGACAUACAAUGGCCAGAUGCUAGUGACAAUACCCAUGAAAGAAGAAUGGAGGAUCGGGCUCCCAGACUUGGAGAAACCGUUCGACUUGUUCGUGUCUGAGAAGGAAGGAGUGGCUGUAGGGAUACUUACCCAGACAUUAAGAUCAUGGCAGAGACCAGUGGCUUAUCUGUCAAAACAGUUAGACACGGUAGCACAGGGAAUGCCGCCCUGUCUUCGUGCAGUGGCAGCAGCAGUAGAUUUGAUAAAAGAAGCAAAUAAAUUGACCAUAGGGCAGCCACUGGCCGUCAAAGUACCACACCAUGUAAAGGCGCUGUUAGACACCAAGGGACCGCGCUGGCUCACAAAUGAGAGACUGACAAAAUAUGAGGGGGUGUUGUGUGAUAACCCGAUGGUGACCCUAGAAACUUGUGCCACCUUAAAUCCGGCCACCUUGUUGCCUGCCCCAGGAGAGGAAACAGUCCACCAGUGCAUUCAGGUGAUGGAACAGGUAUAUUCCAGCCGACCUGACUUAAAGGACGUACCAAUGUCCAAGGCAGACAUGACCCUGUUCACAGAUGGCAGUAGCUUCAUGGAGAACGGUGAGAGGCGUGCAGGAUAUGCGGUGGUACAGGGGGGGGGAGAGAUUCUGGAAGCAGAGUCGCUCCCUCCGGGAACCUCCGCUCAACGGGCUGAAUUGAUAGCCCUCACCAGAGCACUGCAGUUGGCAAAGGGAAAACGGGUCAAUGUCUACACGGACUCAAAGUACGCCUUUACUACGCUCCAUGCCCAUGGAGCUUUGUACAAGGAGCGGGGACUCCUUACGUCGGCUGGAAAGGGCGUUAAAAAUGCAGCUGAGAUUGUGGCCCUCCUGGAGGCGGUCUGGGACCCGGACAAAGUGGCUGUAAUGCAUUGCAAAGGACACCAAAGGGGAGAAGACCCAGUGACACAGGGUAAUAGGCUAGCUGAUUUGGCCGCAAGAGAGGCAGCUAAGCACCCCCACAAUAAACAGCACCUGUUGGCUGUGACGGUAAUAGGAGAUCCCCCAUUAGAAAAGUUUACAUACACAAAAGAAGAGGAGAAUUGGGCUUUGGGGGAAAAAGGAGAAUGGAAGGGAGAGGUCAUUGUGAUGCCAGAUAACCGCGUUUAUGUCCCUAAGGACAUGGCGUGGCACAUAGUCCGACAUAUGCACUCCAACACACACCUGGGUAAGACAGCCUUAGCUAAGCUGCUAGAACGACAAAUGUACAUUGAUGGACUCCAUAGCCUGGCAUCAGCAGCAGCACGCAGAUGCUGGACAUGCGCCAAGAAUAAUCCUCGAGAGGGACCCUUAAAGCCACCAGGAAUUCAACACAUAGGCAACGUCCCAUUCGAGGCAAUUUUGACUGAUUUUACUGAGAUGCCCCCGCAAAAGGGCUACAAGUAUUUGCUUGUUUUUGUGGACACCUACACCGGGUGGGUAGAGGCAUACCCAACCCGAACUGAAAAGGCAGUAGAAGUAUCAAGAGCACUUUUAAAGGACAUAAUCCCCAGAUUUGGAAUACCAUUAGAAAUAGGGUCUGACAACGGUCCAGCUUAUGUACACAAGAUGAGAAUGGGGAAAUAUGUGGCCAAGCAAUAUCAGAGGAUGGCCAAAAUGGUGAAAGUUAUUAAGGAGGAAGGACAGUCAAGUGGAUGA